GCGGCUGCGGCGCAGGCGCGGCGACCCGGCCGUGUUGCGCAGGCGCGGCCAUGUCGGCCGCCGUGGAGCGGCGGUUGGCGGAGUUCCGUGCCGCCCGCGGCAGUACCGCGGCCACCGCCCCGCCGCGCCCCGCGGAGCCUCCCGCGGAGCCCCCCGCCGCGGCCGCGGCGCCCGAGGCCGCCGAGGGGCCGCAGGCGCGGGGCGGCGCGGCGGCGCCGGCGUGGGCGUUGAAGGUGCUGCUGUGGGGCGCGCUGCUGGCGCUGGCGGCCGGGCUGGGGCUGGCGCUGCCUUUCGGCCUCCUUUCCGGCCUCUACUGGAUGCACGCAGCCACCCGCGGCCCCGCCGAGCGGCGGCGCGGCGAGCUCAGCGCCUACUCCGUCUUCAACCCCGGCUGCGCCGCCAUCCCCGGGACGCUGACGGCCGCGCAGCUGGAGCGGGAGCUGUUCUACCGGCCCGCCGCCGGCAGCGCUGGGUAGAACCCUCCCCCCCUUUCUGAAGGAAGGACGGACGGACAGACGGACAGACAGACAAGGGGCAGUAGCACUGCAACCGCUUCUGGCCGUGCUUAUCUGUUUCUUCUGCUGCAAACAUCUGAUUUUGAUGGAAA
Dromaius novaehollandiae (emu) is the source of this 607-nucleotide messenger RNA. RefSeq names its product SAYSVFN motif domain containing 1 (gene SAYSD1). The transcript has 3 exons. The record is from RefSeq and is a predicted model, not a curated record. Bases 51 to 476 code for a protein of 141 amino acids. NCBI's taxonomy places the organism in Eukaryota, Metazoa, Chordata, Aves, Casuariiformes, Dromaiidae.